Molecule: messenger RNA, 1117 nt
Organism: Chaetomium strumarium
Lineage: Eukaryota; Fungi; Ascomycota; Sordariomycetes; Sordariales; Chaetomiaceae
Exons: 4
Coding region: 218-886 (222 amino acids)
Source: RefSeq, a predicted model, not a curated record
UUAUAAUUCUAAUUUCUCCACGAUCGUUUUACUCAGCAAUCUACGCCUACCGCAUCUGGCUUAUAACCCAGACGCAACUGCGACUGUUUCCUCCACACCACAACAUUCCACCCAGCCAGGUAAGACAGCACCGGGGCAACCAAAUUGCACGUUCCAAGCAUAGCCCAAACCACCUACUUCAGCCGUCGCCAACUUGUCUCUUCAUCUUCAGUCCACAAUGAAGCUCUCCGUCGGCGCCGUUCUCGCCUUCGCGGCCUGUGUGUUGGCUAAGCCCGUCUUGCUCAACUCCCAGUACGAGCUCCAGGAGAAUGUGCCCUUCACACUGAAGUGGAACAAUGCUCAAGGGCCAGUCACCAUCACUCUCAUGGCGGGCGAAGACCCUGAUAACUUAAAGAAGGUCACCGACCUCGUCUCUGGCGCGACCGGUGACUCGUACACCUUCACCCCUGAGGACCUGCCCUCGGGCACGUAUGCCUUCCGGAUUACCGAUGAGACCGGGGAAUCCAACUACAGCAAACAGUGGGAAUACACCGGCACCGGAACUCUCCCCAGCAGCACCAGCUCGGCCUCGUCUGUGAGCGCCUCUAGCACCAGCGCCUCGGUCUCGAGCACCUCUUCUACUAGUAGCACCACCAGCGAGAGCUCGAGCACUAGCACUACCUCGAGCUCGUCGAGCUCCUCUAGCACCGAGUCCUCGAGCACCUCGAGCGAGUCGACCAGCUCCAGCUCUACCUUCACCACCACCACAACUGUGGUUCCCACGACGACGCGCGCCCAGACUACUGCUGCCACGACCGCCCCAGUCAACACUAACAACGGCCAACGCUUCGCUUCGCCGCUUGCGCUCAUCCUGGUCACCGUGGCUGCCCUCAUCUUCUUUAACUAGGAAGCGAUGGGUGGUGUUUUUUUCCUUGGGCGUUGGACGGUUUCAAGUUGAUACCUUUUAUGUUGCAUUUGUCUUCUCGUACAUAUAUUGUUCUUGAAGAUACUGUAAUUGAGCGUUGCGUCUGAACUCGCAUAAUGCGGCGAGUCAGUUCACGGCAAACUCGGCCAGGAUCUUGGUACGGGCGAAUGGGAUUAGCGGGGAUGGGGCCAAUUUCAUGCAGGCACGUCGGAU